Rosa rugosa (rugosa rose) is the source of this 2183-nucleotide messenger RNA. RefSeq names its product protein DETOXIFICATION 46, chloroplastic-like. The transcript has 14 exons. Gene Ontology annotation, cellular component: membrane. The record is from RefSeq and is a predicted model, not a curated record. Gene Ontology annotation, molecular function: xenobiotic transmembrane transporter activity; antiporter activity. NCBI's taxonomy places the organism in Eukaryota, Viridiplantae, Streptophyta, Magnoliopsida, Rosales, Rosaceae. The coding region runs from base 234 to 1877 and encodes 547 amino acids. Gene Ontology annotation, biological process: transmembrane transport.
GGCGGCAACUUGCUUAAUCCCCACCAAAUUCCUCAAAACGACACCGCCCCACAACUCAAAACGACACAACCAUAUUAGAGCGCUGCAUUAUUGUUUGAAAAGUUGUUAUGGAAUUGCCGCUGGUCCUCAACACUCUCCACCUCUCCUCUUCUUCUUCUUCUUCAAUCCUCUUCCAUCGUUGAUCCAUUCGUACCCGUAAUUCCAUUCCAGAGCGCACACCAAAAAAAAAAAAAAUGAAUCUGAAAACCAUGGCGCUCCAUUCCCACACUACUCACCUCCAAACCCAUAAGCGCUUGUCUCACCCUUCAAUCUUGUACAACCCAUUUCACACCUCUCACCGCAGCUCUGUUCGUUACGCCGUUAAGCCGCGAAGUUUUGGUGCUUUGGUGGCGAAAAGCGAGCGUGGCAAUGGACGGCUGAUCACGGCGUGCAUUGCUGGCGGUAAUGCUGACGCAUUUGAAGAGGAAGAGGAGCAAGUGGUGGUGGAGGUCGUGGGUUCGAAGAAGGAGGAGUUGGUGGAGCAAAGCCUGUGGAAGCAGGUGAAGGACAUUGUCAUGUUUUCGGGUCCGGCCACCGGGUUGUGGAUUUGUGGGCCGUUGAUGAGUCUCAUCUCCACCGCUGUUAUUGGCCAGGCUAGCUCUACUGAGCUUGCUGCUUUGGGUCCGGGAACAGUCUUCUGUGAUAACAUGAAUCUUUUGUUCAUGUUCCUUUCGAUUGCGACUUCUAAUAUGGUUGCCACUGCGCUUGCCAAAAGGGAUAAAAAGGAACUGCAGCAUCAGAUAUCUAUCUUGCUCUUCAUUGGAUUGACUUGUGGAGUUCUGAUGCUCUUGUUUACACAAUUCCUUGGUUCAUGGGCGCUAACAGCUUUUGCUGGGCCCAAGAAUGUGCAUAUUAUACCUGCAGCAAGCAAAUAUGUUCAGAUUCGGGGGUUAGCGUGGCCUGCGAUUCUUUUUGGAUUGGUUGCUCAAAGCGCAAGUCUUGGCAUGAAAGAUUCAUUGGGACCUUUAAAAGCUCUGGUGGUUGCCAGUGUUGUGAAUGGCCUUGGUCAUGUAGUCCUAUGCAACUUGUUACACUAUGGUAUUACUGGUGCAGCAUGGGCAACAAUGGCAUCGCAGAUUGUUGCUGCUUGUAUGAUGAUUGAAGCUCUGAACAAGAAAGGAUUUAGUGCAUUUUCCAUCUCUGUUCCAUCACCUCGUGAAUGUCUGCAAAUAUUUGGGAUUGCAGGUCCAGUGUUUGUAACAAUGUUCUCAAAGGUGGCCUUCUACUCACUGAUGACAUACUUUGCUACUGCUAUGGGUACAAAUAUAGUUGCUGCUCAUCAGGUCAUGAUCCAAAUGUACGGGAUGUGUGUGGUAUGGGGUGAGCCUCUUUCUCAAACUGCACAAUCGUUUAUGCCCGAGUUAUUAUACGGAGUUAACCGAAGUUUGGAGAAGGCCCGAAUGCUGCUAAAGUCACUCGUAAUUAUUGGAGCUAUUCUUGGAUUGGCAAUAGGGGUUAUUGGGAUGUCUGUUCCUUGGUUGUUCCCCAAUAUCUUUACAUUUGACCUGAAAGUCAUACAAGAGAUGCACAAAGUAUUGUUUCUGUUCUUCCUGUCGUUAUCUAUUACGCCCUGUACUCACAGCCUUGAGGGCACAUUGCUGGCUGGACGUGAUCUUACCUUCAUCAGCUUGUCAAUGAGCAGUUGUUUUUCCUUGGGUGCUCUUCUACUGUUGCUUGUGAACAGCAGAGGAUUUGGUUUGCCAGGCUGCUGGUUUGCGCUUGUUGGCUUUCAAUGGGCUCGAUUUUUCCUUGCUCUCCGACGGCUUCUUUCUCCCAAUGGUAUGCUCCAUUCAGAAGAUCUGGGCUCGUAUAAAGUGGGGAAGUUGAAAGCUACUUAAUAUUUAGUUCAUUUCUACACACAUGUUAAUGAAAGAAGUAAGGGACUACUGAGGAAGCCACUUCCAUGGAUUUUGUCGAUGGUUCUCGAAUCAUGGAAUUUAGCAAAUGCGUCUAGUCUGGCUGCCAGAGAUCAGUGUUGUCAUCAUUCUUUAAUGUGUUCACAAUAUCAGAUAGAUCAAUGAUUAGUAUAUGUAAGGAAGUAAUUGAAGAUAAGUAGUUAUCUGCAAUUAAGAGAAUUUUUUUCCUGGAAUUUGCUAUUUUUGUGAUAAUUAGUGAUAUUAAUAUUGGAGAGGGAUUUGAACUUA